AUGGCAGCACUAGCCCUCAAAACUGCAGGAACGAGUUCUCAGGGGGGCGAGACCAGCACAGGCUGGGAUAGCACAACAAUCUUACUGGAAGGCCCCGAGGCAUAUUCCGCCGCAUCCCCCGAGGUACGGCCCAGUCGAUCGAACGAGUCUCACUUGGAUGAAGCUCCUGCAGAUGAUGUUUUCGACGUGGGAAGCGAUGAUGAGAGCACCGAUGGUGACGAUGAUAACGACGAUAACCCCUCCCAGCCUCAGACGCCGGUGGCGGCACUCCGUGUAAGGCGUGGCGCGAUCAAGACGAUUACCUUGCCGCCGAAGGGGGUCCAGAUCCAAGGUUCUGGCUUGGACACCACCAUUUCCCAAGGUCGGCAGGCCCAAGGCAACAUCAAAGCUGAAUCCGGGGCACCUUCAUGGUUUGAGCUCGAUGAAGUCGAAGCCCUGAAGGAUCGAGAUGUCAAGUCUUGCAGCCAACAAGCGGAGGAUCCGCAAGCUCAGAUCGAUCGAUACUGGCAACCCACAGGACACUAUCGAGCCAGCGCCAAGGCGGAUCCAGGCCAUCCUCCAGCCGAGGUCGAUUCCACUGCCGAGGCUGAUCGAGGGGCGGCGUCCUCCGCCAAGGGGGCUGGCUCAUCAAUGCGCGUCUCGAUCGCUUCUUCACCCGGGUUGCAGUUCCCACUGUGA
Messenger RNA from Parathielavia appendiculata, 678 nucleotides. RefSeq lists its product as uncharacterized. Lineage: Eukaryota; Fungi; Ascomycota; Sordariomycetes; Sordariales; Chaetomiaceae. The transcript is spliced from 2 exons. The record is from RefSeq and is a predicted model, not a curated record. Bases 1 to 678 code for a protein of 225 amino acids.